This is a messenger RNA of Hyaloperonospora brassicae, 861 nucleotides long. NCBI's taxonomy places the organism in Eukaryota, Oomycota, Peronosporomycetes, Peronosporales, Peronosporaceae. The record is from the annotation of a GenBank genome assembly.
AUGAGCGCGUACUGCCGCGUGACGUACGAAACGGUGUUUGACGACGAAUUGCGUGUGUUUGUGACGACGCAAUUGAUCAAAUAUGUGCUCUUUAUGCGGGGCCAAGUGCCGUGUCUGUAUGACGAGUUGCUGCACUUGGUCGAGCGCUUCCGACGCAAGCAGCACGUGGAUCCACUAAAGAUACAGAGCAGGUUGCGAGUACGAGGAGGUCUCCAGGAGGCAGUCAAGUGCGUCGAGGCAGCGGAGCAGUUGUUUCGAGGUCACUUGGACGCUGUGUUUGCCACACAGGUCAAGAGAGUGGCGCUCGUGUUUGGAUCGUCGACAAUGAGUCCGCGCGAGGCGUUUAUUGUCGACUUUCAAGAAGUUGUGACGGAGAAAAAGGAUGCAGACGGGUGCGUGUCGAGCACUGCUCCCUCGCCACCACAUCUUGACGUGACCGGUGCGUCGCUUGAAGACUCACCGACACGAAUACUUCGUCCUGCACGAGCCCUGAGCAGAGAAAAGGUCAUGCACCUGUGUGCUCAGAAGUGCAUGCGGGCAGUAUCUACGCAUUUGAUGCAGCAUGUUUCGAGUGCCUUGCCGGCAACGAAGCUGCAUGUUGCUGUGCUCGCGAAGCGGCAGCCCACGCGUGUGGCAGGAUUCAUUCCGAAGCAGCACUUCAAGCUGCGACUGCCAAACGAUAAGCGUGGAGUGCGUACACAUUACGUGACGAUAUGCAGUAAAGCCGCUUGUGAGAAUGAUGAGUCCAUGAGCACUGAAGCGUCUGCAGACACCAGCGACUCAGACAUGCUCUGGUAUGUGCUCGAACAGCCCAUUCCGGGCUUUUCGGAGGUCAUAAGCACUCGUAGUAGUGGUCAAUAG